GUUAAGAGUGCUGAAAAGGAAAAACCGUGCGAGGAAUCGAACCCGCGAUCAUCGGAACUAAGGCGAUCCACAAUGUGUUACGCCGGAAAAUGUUGCUACUUUAUGAAGGUAGAGACUGGAUCUAUGAUAUUCGCUGUUAUCAAUAUGAUUAUCAAUUCUAUACUCGCCAUCGGUAUUAUUGCAGCCCUGGUAUGGUAUGAAAUUCAUUAUUAUCAAGCUCUACAUCGCACUGAUUACAAUAUUGUGAACAACGUUUACCAGAAUACACACGAAGCUGCAAGGUUAUACCAGCUGUAUAUUUAUAGAAACAUAAUUUUAGGUGUAAGCCUGAUGUUGAGCUUGAUAUAUUUCGCAUUUUCUGUAUUGUUGCUCAACGGAUUAAUAAAGACAAAAUCCGGGCAAGUGAAGGUCUAUUUCAUAUUUGGUGUCAUCAUAAAUGUGUUGAGCUACGCACUAAUCAUAUAUGAACCGGCUGUAAUAACUGUUUCAGUGUCCUACACCCUGUUGCUCGUGAUGAUUUAUAUGACGUACAACAAAAUGGAGGCUAACAAAUACUGUGGAACGGUAUUAGAUGACUGUUCGGUCCUCGUCUCAGCUUAAAUUACUAUUGUACUAAUUGUUUAUUUUAUGUUAACAGUUCUAUGAUAUAACGUAAGGUUAUUUUCAUAGUCCAAGUGGGAACUCUAACAACAAGAACACGAAAUACGAAAAUAUUUUAUAAUAUUAUAUUGUUAAUUUAUUUCACUGUUAUUUUCACGUGUUAACAUGAUUGGGAAGUGCGGGAUAUACAGCACCCAUAAUUAUCUUAAUACUAUUAUGUAAUAUUAUCUUGUCUAUGAUAUUAUUAAUGAAAAUAUUAAUUGACAAAGAAUAAUUCAAUAUGAUUAGUAUUACGCAAAAUUGUAUAGUUAAUCUUCUUAAAAAAAAUGUCUCAUAGAUGGCUUUAUUAAAGAACCAGUCCAUAUAAAAUUUUAGUCAAGCUUCCGACUCGAGUCACAGAAAGACUAACUUCUAAGCACGUGUAACAUGUUCUUGUUUUUAGCAAAACCUCUAUAUAUAAGUUUACUAUAAUCUAAGAUUUGGUGUUUUGUAGCGAAAACAAUACCCGAUAAGUAUUUUAAAUGUGUUUGCAUAAACAUUAUUAUUUUUAU
Messenger RNA from Achroia grisella, 1151 nucleotides. RefSeq lists its product as uncharacterized. Lineage: Eukaryota; Metazoa; Arthropoda; Insecta; Lepidoptera; Pyralidae. The record is from RefSeq and is a predicted model, not a curated record. The coding region runs from base 73 to 600 and encodes 175 amino acids. The transcript has 5 exons.